Molecule: messenger RNA, 702 nt
Organism: Mercenaria mercenaria
Lineage: Eukaryota; Metazoa; Mollusca; Bivalvia; Venerida; Veneridae
Exons: 4
Coding region: 1-702 (233 amino acids)
Source: RefSeq, a predicted model, not a curated record
AUGCCCAGCAGCACUGUGAGUUCUAUGCCCAGCAGCACUGUGAGUUCUAUGCCCAGCAGCACUGUGAGGUCUAUGCCCAGUAGCACUGUGAGUUCCAUGCCCAGCAGCACUGUGAGUUCUAUGUCCAGUAGCACUGUGAGUUCUAUGCCCAGCAGCUCUCACUGUGAGUUCUAUGCCCAGCAGCACUGUGAGUUCUAUGCUGUGAGUUCUAUGCCCAGCAGCACUGUGAGUUCUAUGCCCAGUAACAGAGUGAGUUCUAUGCCCAGCAGCACUGUGAGUUCUAUGCCCAGUAGCACUGUGAGUUCUAUGCCCAGCAGCACUGUGAGUUCUAUGCCCAGCAGCACUGUGAGUUCUAUGCCCAGUAGCACUGUGAGUUCUAUGCUCAGCACUGUGAGUUCUAUGCCCAGUAGCACUGUGAGUUCUAUGCCCAGUAGCACUGUGAGUUCUAUGCCCAGCAGCACUGUGAGUUCUAUGCUUUCUAUGCCCAGUAGCACUGUGAGUUCUAUGCCCAGCAGCACUGUGAGUUCUAUGCCCAGUAGCACUGUGAGUUCUAUGCCCAGCAGCACUGUGAGUUCCAUGCCCAGCAGCACUGUGAGUUCUAUGCCCAGUAGCACUGUGAGUUCUAUGCCCAGUAGCACUGUGAGUUCUAUGCCCAGUACCACUGUGAGUUCUAUGCCCAGUACCACUGUGAGUUCUAUGUGA